Molecule: messenger RNA, 1773 nt
Organism: Solanum dulcamara
Lineage: Eukaryota; Viridiplantae; Streptophyta; Magnoliopsida; Solanales; Solanaceae
Exons: 4
Coding region: 114-1466 (450 amino acids)
Biological process (GO): amino acid metabolic process
Cellular component (GO): cytoplasm
Molecular function (GO): aminoacylase activity
Source: RefSeq, a predicted model, not a curated record
CUAUUCGCCCCUUGAUCGUCUCGCUCUUCAUAUUUCUAUAUAAUAGAAAAGAAAUACAAGGUUUUUUGUUUUUCACUCAUCUUUCAUGGUUUAAUCCUUGAAGUGAAGCAGUGAUGAGUUUUUGCAGCGGCAAGCACGACUCUUAUCAUCAUCUGUAUCUGUUGUUGGUGACCCUCAUACUCACAGCUACGACUGCCGCGGAAGAUCCGUCUACAAUCCUAUCAAGAUUCCAGCAGUACCUUCAGAUCAAUACAGCCCAACCACACCCCAACUACUAUGAAGCCGCCCAAUUUAUAACCUCCCAGGCAAAGUUACUAUCCCUCGAGUCCCAGACCCUGGAGUUCGUCAAGGGCAAACCUCUGAUUCUCCUCAAAUGGCCAGGCAACGACCCCACCCUCUCUUCCAUCCUCCUCAACUCACAUACCGAUGUUGUCCCUUCCGAGCAUCACAAGUGGACUCACCCACCUUUCUCUGCCCACUUAGAUUCCACUACCGGCAACAUCUUCGCCCGGGGUUCUCAGGAUAUGAAGUGUGUCGGCUUGCAGUACCUCGAGGCCAUUCGCAAACUUAAAGCUUCGGGCUUCAGCCCCCUGCGCACCCUCUACCUCUCCUUCGUCCCCGACGAGGAGAUCGGUGGAAAUGAUGGUGCCGGAAAGUUUGUUGACUCAGAUGUCUUUGCCAAGAUGAAUGUUGGAAUUGUACUUGACGAGGGCUUGCCCUCUCCCACUGACAACUAUCGUGCAUUCUAUGGAGAGAAGUCCCCCUGGUGGCUGGUCGUUAAGGCUGUAGGUGCUCCUGGACAUGGGGCUAAGCUCUACGAUAAUACUGCCAUGGAGAAUCUUCUUAAAAGCAUUGAAACUAUAAGGAGAUUCAGGGCAGCGCAGUUUGAUCUAGUUAAAGCCGGACAGAAAGCUGAAGGCGAAGUCAUUUCCGUUAAUAUGGUCUUCUUGAAAGCUGGCACCCCUUCACCCUCUGGUUUUGUCAUGAACCUGCAGCCAUCUGAAGCCCAAGCAGGAUUUGACAUCAGAGUACCACCAACUGCAGAUCAGGCAUCCUUGGAGAGGCGAAUAGCUGAUGAAUGGGCACCUUCUUCGCGUAACACGACUUUUGAGUUCAAGCAAAAGGUGAAUGUGAAUGACAAGUUUGGAAGGCCAGCUGUUACAGCUGUUGACAGUUCCAAUAUUUGGUGGGCACUGUUUGAAGAAGCUAUCAUCAAAGCUAAUGCCAGACUUGGAAAACCAGAAAUAUUUCCUGCAUCAACAGAUGCACGCUAUUUUCGGGAGCGAGGCCUGCCAGCAAUAGGAUUUUCUCCGAUGGCAAACACUCCCAUUCUUCUUCACGGCCACAACGAGUUUUUGAACAAGGAUGAGUAUUUGAAAGGUAUUGAUGUUUAUGAGUCAAUAAUCAAAACAUAUGCAUCUUAUAUUCAGCAUCAAAGAGAUGAUGCUUCGAGAGAGGAAUUGUGAGCAAGUUGUAUUGAAGAAACCUUGAGCUCAUUUUGUCUUGUAGUAUUGUAUCAGUGAAGGCCGCAGAGCUGUUGGAAGUGUCUCCAACAGCUUUCUGCUGUAUGAAUAAACAACAUGUAUAUUUCAUGAUCAUUGAAGAACAGUGCUAUGUAAUAGUUAAGCAAUGACGAGAAAAACAUUGGGCAGGCAAACGAAAUGUCAAAGCUUAGCCUGGCUUGGAAAUGAAUGAAUGAAAAGAGACGGAGGAAAUAGAAGAAUUGUGCAUUUAUCAAAACGACUAAAUAUCAAGCUGUGUCUUUUCUUCCAA